CACACGACCGAUUGCAGCCAUGGCCAAGUCCGACAAGAAGAGCUCCACGGCCCCGGCCAACGUGCAGACCGACCUCGACCUCGUGCAGGCCUUCCUCGCCCAGGCCGGCCACGAGAGCGCCGCCGCCAGCCUCAAGGGCUUUGCGGCAUGGGCGACUGCCCAGGCCAACAAGUCUGACGCCAUGGACGUCGACGAGAAGGCCGCCAGCAGCGACUCGAGCAGCGACAGCAGCGCCUCGGACAGCGACUCUAGCAGCGACUCCAGCAGCGACUCGGACAGCGACAGCAGCAGCGAGUCUGAGGCCGAGGCCAAAAAGCCCGCGAAGAAGGCCAAGAAGGUCGCAAAGAAGGACGACUCCAGCUCGAGCAGCGACUCCAGCUCCGACUCCAGCUCCGACUCGUCAAGCUCCGACUCCGACAGCUCUUCAGACGAGGAGGCGGCACCAGCACCGGCGCCCAAGAAGGAGAAGAAGGCCAAGAAGGCCAAGUCGGUGUCUUCGUCGUCUGCCUCCUCGUCCUCCAGCGACUCCAGCGACUCCAGCGACGACUCCUCCAGCGAGUCUGAGGCCGAGGUCGAGCCCGCCAGCGUACCCCUCCCCGCCUCCGACGACUCCUCGAGCGCCUCCAGCGAUUCGGACAGCUCCUCAGACAGCGACAGCUCCAGCGACAGCAGCAGCUCAGAGUCCGAGGACGAGAAGCCCGCAAAGGCGAAGAAGGCGACAAAGACCAAGAAGGUCAAGAAGGCUGCCUCGGUCGCUUCCUCGUCAGCGUCGAGCUCCUCCGACUCCGACUCGUCUGACAGCGACUCUGACUCGUCUUCUUCCUCCAGUGGUUCAAGCUCCGACAGCUCUUCUGACUCCGACGACGACGACGACGACGAGAAGACCCCUGCCGUCAAGCGCACCGGCUCCGACUCCUCUGCCACCCUCGCUGCCACAUCCCCUCCUGCGCCUGCCACCAACAAGCGCAAGCGCGACGGUGAUGACGAGGAGCCCAACAAGAAGCGCAGCCACGUCGAGAACCGCUUCCAGCGCAUCAAGGCCGACGUCGAGGUCCUGCCCGAGCUCUCCAGCAACGCCUACGUCUCGUACGACUACGCCGACCGCGCACACGCAAAGCUCAUCGUCACCAAGGGCAAGGGCUUCACCAAGGAGAAGAACAAGGGCAAGCGGGGCUCCUACCGCGGCGGUCUGAUUGACACCUCCGGCGGCAAGGGCUUCAAGUUCGAGGAUUAGACGCUGGUCCAGUGCGGUAUCUCGAUCUGGACCACGCAGGUCGCGAGCGGGCACCAUGCAUCAUAGAGGAGGCAGCUUAUAGGCACGCACAAUUGGCGAACAGGAGUUACAGGCGCCGCAAAAGUACUCAUACCCUUUGGCGGCUCACGCCGCACGAUAUUGAACGAGGCCCCCGGCAUGUUGAUAGAGCACUUUCAUAGCAACAAACUUAGACAGCAUUUCGCACCCUCUAGCCCUAUGCACCAGUGACGUCGUCCUGCGCGUGCCCGGCCCAAAC
Molecule: messenger RNA, 1511 nt
Organism: Boeremia exigua
Lineage: Eukaryota; Fungi; Ascomycota; Dothideomycetes; Pleosporales; Didymellaceae
Product: SRP40, C-terminal domain-containing protein
Exons: 1
Coding region: 20-1234 (404 amino acids)
Cellular component (GO): nucleoplasm; nucleolus
Source: RefSeq, a predicted model, not a curated record